Molecule: messenger RNA, 2076 nt
Organism: Octopus bimaculoides (California two-spot octopus)
Lineage: Eukaryota; Metazoa; Mollusca; Cephalopoda; Octopoda; Octopodidae
Source: RefSeq, a predicted model, not a curated record
AAAAGCCAUUAUGAGUAAAAUUAAAAAAGUUGCCAGUUUUACUGUAUUUUGUAAUGAUUAUAAAAAUCGACUGACAACAGCCUAUCCUUUUCUGACGCUGGAUCAGAUACAACAGAAACUAAGAGAAAAGUGGAAUGAUUUAAGUCUUUCUGAAAAGAAAUAUUACAGUAAAGCUGUGCUCUGUCAACCUAUGCCAAAAAGCAGCUCAAAGAAAAAGUUCUGCAAACAAAAGAGAAGCAAGCCAACAAAACCUGAGAGUAACAGUCAACACCAUAAUUUAAAUGAGUUAAAUCUUUAUGAAGAUGAUUUGUCUGGACCAUCUGAUGAAAAUGAGGACAAGGUUUUCACAAGUUCUAGUCCAACUGAAGAAUCAUCUUCAUCAUCAUUUCAAAGAAACAAUAGUAAGACAUACAUGGCUUCCAGAUUGAAGUUCAGCUACUCUGUUCCAGUGGUAGUUGAUGAAACUCCUUUUGUACAGCAGGGAAUCUUAAAGAAAAGAUGUUCAGAAAAAGAUCAAAAGACUAAAGUAAAGUUUAAUGUUUCUCCUGUGCCAUCUUUAUGUAAUGUGAGUGAAUUAAAACCUGAUGUGGUUAAUGAGCCAAACUGGAGUAGUAAAACACAUGAAAAAACUGUGGAAACCUCAAUGAAAGAAAAGAAAGAAACUUGCAGAAAAAUACAAGGGGGUGAUGGAGAUUGUAGAUCUUCUACCCCUAAUGUACCUGAGUCCAAAAGAAGAAGCAAAAGACUUGUUGAUAAAAGUUAUUUUAACCAGAAGCAAGCACACCAAGUUUUUAAUUACACACAAGAUUGGAGCUCUUCACAGUCAGAUGAAACAAGUCCUGAAAGUGAUUUGAAAAUCUCAGCAAGUGAGGAUCUGGCUAAAUCUGCAGAAGAAAGAACUAAUAAACCUUUAACUCCAGAGCUGCAAAGAAGUAUGAGUCAGUUAAUAAUUCAGAAGGUUUGUCAAGCCCCUAAGAAAAAAGGAUCAAGAGGGAAUUCGGUGUUCACAGAAAAUGUAGCCUGCAAAAGUGAUGACAAUGAUUCCAGCACACCUAGAAGUCUUGCAACAAAAAGUAAAAAGAUAAAAGGCAUCAAUCAUCACAGGUUGUUAUUGUCAGAGAAAUCGGAUUCAGAUGAGAAGAUUCUGAAAUGGAAUGCAAAUGUCCCGAUAAAGAAUAGUGAAAGGUCCAGCAAUGUAACAUCUUCAAAAUUCAAGUGUUUAUUUAGUCCAGAUGAAUCUUUGAGUUCUAAUGACUAUGGAGAUAAUGAUUUGGAAUCUUCUAUUGAAUGGGAUUUUUGGAACAACUCUCAAGAAGAGAAAGAAUCCCUAAAAUGUUCGGAUUCAAGCGAGAAGAGCGUUACUAAAAUGAAGAAAAUGGUGUCACCUUCAUUGAUGACAUCAAUGAUCAGUAAUAGUCCUGACAGUAUGGUUACUGAGUGUUCUUCACCAUUAUCUGGAAUUAGUGAGCUCUCUGACCCAGAUUCUGACAGUUAUGAAGAACAUGUAGAAGAGAAUGAGAAAAUGGAUUCAAAAGCAAUACUCUAUAUUAAUGACAAAAUUUCAGCUGGUGGUGAUGCUAAAUCUCAUUCCAUAUACAAAUGUAACCCAAAGUUUGAAGGUUUACCUAAAGAUUAUCCUUUUGAAAGCAUGUUUGAAGAAGUGACUCCUGAAAAAAGAAAAUCAAAUAAAUCAAGGAUUUUGACUGCAGCAAAAAUGGAAGACAAUCCUUCUCAACUUGAUAUUUUUCAAGAUGAACCACUAUUUUGUUAAAUUGUUACAGUAAAUUAUUUCAUUAUUUAUUUAAUUCUCAUUAUUGUUAUCCUGCUUGGCUUUUAAGUUUUCCCUUCUUUUAAAAAUCAAAUUUCAAAAAUAUUGUUAUCAAUUUUCAUGUUAAUUCCUUUUCUUUCUCAAAGUUGAUGUAUUUUUAGAAUAUUCCAUAAACCUUUCUCCACCAAAUAUCACCUCUCAUGAUAUUGAAUGAGAGAAUUCAUUUUUAAAGUCUAUUUCUUUUCUUCUGAUUGACUUCAGAAACCAUUUAUAUUCAAUAAAGGUUCAGUUUAAAAUUUUUAGUGCAA